Vidua chalybeata is the source of this 1405-nucleotide messenger RNA. RefSeq names its product secernin 2 (gene SCRN2). The transcript is spliced from 9 exons. The record is from RefSeq and is a predicted model, not a curated record. Gene Ontology annotation, biological process: proteolysis. Bases 38 to 1309 code for a protein of 423 amino acids. Lineage: Eukaryota; Metazoa; Chordata; Aves; Passeriformes; Viduidae. Gene Ontology annotation, molecular function: dipeptidase activity; cysteine-type exopeptidase activity.
GGCAGCGGCGGAGGUGCGGAAGCGGCGGCAGUUUAGGAUGGCAGGGCAUGGUCCUGUGCCCUCGUCCUGUGACUGCUUCGUGGCACUGCCACCGCACACGGCGUCCCCCGCCGUCAUCUUCGGCAAGAACGCCGAUCGUCCCCGAGACGAGGUGCAGGAGAUCGUCUAUGUCCCCGCUGCCACCCACCGUCCUGGGGACAAAGUCCAGUGCACGUACCUGGAGAUCGAGCAGGCGGAGCGCACGCACGCCGUGGUGCUGAGCCGCCCCGCCUGGCUCUGGGGUGCCGAGAUGGGCGCCAACGACUGCGGCGUCUGCGUGGGCAACGAGGGCGUGUGGACCCGCGAGCCCCUGGGCGAGGCUGAGGCGCUGCUGGGCAUGGACCUGGUGAGGCUGGGUUUGGAGCGGGGCGGCUCGGCCCGGGAGGCCCUGGAGGUGAUGACGGCCCUGCUGGAGCGCUACGGCCAAGGCGGCAGCUGCAAGGAGGAGCCGGUGCCCUUCGUGUACCACAACACCUUCCUGCUGGCCGACCGCAACGAGGCCUGGGUGCUGGAGACGGCCGGGCGCUACUGGGCGGCCCAGCGGAUCCGCGAGGGCAGCCGCAACAUCUCCAACCAGCUGAGCAUCGGCAGCGAGAUCACGGCCGAGCACCCGGGGCUGCGGGAGCGGGCGCGGAGCCAGGGCUGGUGGAGCGGGGCCGGCGAGUUCAGCUUCGCCCGGGCGUUCUCCCUGGAGAAGCAGCCCCCGCGCAUGGAGGCGGCCAAGGCGCGGUUCCACGCCGGGAGGGAGCUGCUGCAGCAGCACGCAGGUCACAUCACGGUGGAGACGUUGAUGUCCAUCCUGCGGGACAAGGACAGCGGGAUCUGCGUGGACGCGGAGGGGUUCCGCACGGCCGGCAGCAUGGUGUCCGUGCUGCCCCGCGACCCCGCCCUGCCCUGCGUCCACUUCUUCACCGCCACCCCUGACCCCUCCAGGUCUGUCUUCAAGCCCUUCGUCUUCGUGGCCGGUAUCAAGCCGGCGCCGCAGGUGAGAUCCCCGACCUUCCUGCAGGAUCCCGCCAAGCAGAUCCCGAGGUUCCAGAGCUCCGUGGAUCGGCGGCACGAGCUCUACCGCCGGCAUCAGGCGGCGCUGGAGCUCAUGGAGCGGGACUGGGAGCGGGGCCAGAAGCUCCUGGAGACGCUGCAGGAGCUGGAGCAGCAGGGCCUGGAGGGGAUGCGGGAGCUGCUGCAGGGCACCGUGAGCCCCUGCCCCGAGGAGCUGGCCGACCUCUUCUUCGACUGCGUGGAGGCUGAGAUGAAGUUUUACACCUAAACCCCACACAGGAGUCUCCUUCUCCAGAGCCUCGCCUGGGGGCUGGAUGGCCCCGGGAGCUCGCAGAGGUGACAGCGGUGCCCCUGGGUUCCCCUG